Molecule: messenger RNA, 588 nt
Organism: Maniola jurtina (meadow brown)
Lineage: Eukaryota; Metazoa; Arthropoda; Insecta; Lepidoptera; Nymphalidae
Gene: Urm1
Product: ubiquitin-related modifier 1 homolog
Exons: 3
Coding region: 210-539 (109 amino acids)
Biological process (GO): tRNA thio-modification; protein urmylation
Cellular component (GO): nucleus; cytoplasm
Molecular function (GO): protein tag activity
Source: RefSeq, a predicted model, not a curated record
UAAAAAUAAGAAAAAAAGCCAUUGAGAAAAACAAUAAACAUAACCUAAAUUAAAAACCUAUUUAGCCAAAAAAUAUUCAGUUACGAAAUAAAAGUGAAUUUUACCUGUUGUCGGUGUCAGAUACAAACAAGCACAUUUAAACAGCGCGGUAAUUAGUACAUAAUAAAGAAAGAAUUGUAAUCAAGUGUUUUUUUUACUAAACCCUCAAUAUGCCAGAGACUAUAAAAAUCCACCUUCAGUUUGGGGGAGGUGCAGAACUCUUGUUUGACAAAGUAAAAAAGAGAGAAGUGGAAUUGCCAGCAUUGAAUAAAUACUUCCCGGAUUGCCAGAGCGCAAAAUGGACCAUAAAAGAACUGCUUGUAUGGAUUAAAGAUAAUUUGUUAAAAGAAAGGCCCGAGUUGUUCUUACAGGGUGAGUCAGUGAGGCCUGGUAUCCUGGUGCUGGUGAACGAGGCGGACUGGGAGCUGUGUGGAGAACUGUCAUACGAGCUGAAGCAAAAUGAUGUUAUUAUGUUUAUAUCCACACUACACGGGGGCUAGGAUAAUAAGUUAUGUACUAUGUAAAUUAUAAUAAGAAAUGUAAUUGUAU